Molecule: messenger RNA, 1433 nt
Organism: Hyalella azteca
Lineage: Eukaryota; Metazoa; Arthropoda; Malacostraca; Amphipoda; Hyalellidae
Product: bestrophin-2
Exons: 9
Molecular function (GO): chloride channel activity
Source: RefSeq, a predicted model, not a curated record
AACGAGAAGGCGCGCGUCAUCAGACGCACGGUGCUGCGCUACGUGAACCUCACCUUCGCCAUCACCAUGAGCAUGAUCAGCCCCCCCAUCAAGAAGAGGUUCCCCACCAUGGACCACCUCGUCGAGAUGGGUCUCCUGACGGAGCAGGAACACAUGAUCUUCCAGAUCCUGAACGCCAAGACGUCCUACUCCAAGUACUGGAUGCCCCUGAUCUGGGCGGGGGCGCUGGUGUCCAAGGCGCGCAAGGAGGGCAGGAUACGGGACGACUUCGCGGUCAAGACCAUCAUGGACGAGCUCAAUAACUUCCGUAGGGGCUGUGGCCGCCUCCUCAGCUAUGACUCCAUCAGCGUACCUCUUGUGUACACCCAGGUCGUGACGCUGUCGGUAUACACCUUCUUCGUGGCAACGAUCGUAGGACGGCAGUUCUUAGAUCCUUCCCAGAACUACGACGGAAACACCGUGGACCUCUACAUCCCCUGGUUCACCAUCCUGCAGUUCUUCUUCUACAUGGGGUGGCUGAAGGUGGCGGAGUCACUCAUCAACCCCUUCGGUGAAGACGAUGACGACUUCGAGAUCAACGCCCUCAUUGACCGCAACAUUGUCGUAUCCUACCUGAUCGUAGACGAGAUGCACGAGGACCAUCCUGAGCUCAUAAAGGACAUGUACUUCGAGGAGGUGGUACCAGCAGCGCUACCAUACACGGUCGCCACCGAGCACUACCGCACCUUGCCCAGCCAGGGGUCAACGGCCAACCUGCAAAUACCGGAGCACCAGCAGGAGAUCCUGGACCCCAUCCAGGAGGAGGGGGAGGAGGGGGAGGUGGAGACCGUCACGGGGGGCAUCACAACCGUGGGCUCCACCCCCAUCAAGACCGUGCCCAGCGACCUCAAGACCGUCGCUUCGACCCCAAUGAAGUACGUCGCCAGUGACGUGGAGAAGAUCGGGUCGGUGCCCCCCACCCCCCGGCGGCGGCGGUCCUUCAUCGGCGGCCUCGUCAGCAGGAUCAGCUCCGCCGCCUCCCGCAAGGUGUCGGGGGCGAGAGCGAAGAGCAGCACGAGCGUCGGGGAGCGCCGGCGGCUGAGGGCCACGUCGGCCGCCGCCAGCCGCGCGGCGCUCGCGCAGGAGAACCUCAUAAACACCGUGUCGGAGACCGAUGAGAACGGGAAGACAUCUUAGCGACCAGGAGACUUGGCAACGCUGCAACAACACUUGGCAACGCCGCACCACGUGGCAACGCCGCGGUAACUCGUGGCAACGCCGCAGCAACACGUGGCAACGCCGCAGCAACAUGUGGCAACUCUGCAACAACACGUGGCAACGCCGCAACAACACGUGGCAACGCCGCGGUAACAUGUGGCAACGUCUCAACACGUGGCAACGCCGCAGCAACACUUGGCAACGCCGCAACAACACGUGGCAACGCCGCAACAACA